Messenger RNA from Conger conger (European conger), 3964 nucleotides. RefSeq names its product grainyhead-like transcription factor 2b (gene grhl2b). The record is from RefSeq and is a predicted model, not a curated record. Gene Ontology annotation, cellular component: nucleus. Gene Ontology annotation, biological process: neural tube development; brain development; regulation of transcription by RNA polymerase II. Gene Ontology annotation, molecular function: DNA-binding transcription activator activity, RNA polymerase II-specific; RNA polymerase II cis-regulatory region sequence-specific DNA binding. The transcript is spliced from 16 exons. Lineage: Eukaryota; Metazoa; Chordata; Actinopteri; Anguilliformes; Congridae. The coding region runs from base 293 to 2119 and encodes 608 amino acids.
UUUACCUACAGCCAUCCGCAAACGCAGUAAAUAUAGACCUUGUAUGCAAUAAAGGUAUUCAUCCAGAUAGUUUUCACACGAGAUAAUAAAUAACUUUAAUCGUAUCACAGGGUGCCCCGGAGUACCGCGCUGUACCUGCUAGGUAGCACGGGACUGGGAAAAGAACGGAGCAGGAAAAAAGUAGUCUUACCUGUAGCCCGAGUUCUUACAUCUCUUAUCCCGUUCUCCUACACCAUUACCUGCACCGACUUGAAAGUCCAGUUUCACAAGCAAGAACAGGAGUGGAACCAACAUGUCACAGGAUACAGACAACAAGCGCCUGGUGGUGGUGGUGCCAAACGAGACGGCCUUUAACCCCCGCCGGGCCUACACCAGCGAGGACGAGGCCUGGAAGUCCUACCUGGAGAACCCACUGACCGCAGCCACCAAAGCCAUGAUGAGCAUCAAUGGGGAUGAAGACAGUGCGGCGGCUUUGGGUCUACUGUACGACUACUAUAAGGUUCCAAAAGAAAAGAGGUUGUUGCCCCUCACGAAAGUGGUUGAAAUUUCAGAGGAUCAUGAAAAGAGGCCGGGGCUGGUGGUGAACAGUCAGAGUGACCCUGCAGUGGCAGUGGAGGCGGUGGAUAACCACGUCCAGGUGCUGAAGUCGGUGCCGGUGAACCUGUCCCUGAACCCGGAGCACGAGGACAAGCGGGAGCCGUACGGGCCGGGGGAGGGCGGGGCCGUGGCGCUGGUCAAGGCCGAGGUCUGCGCCCCCGUCUUCAUGGCCCCCGCCACGCACUACCGGGCAGAGCCCCUGGAGCAGCCCCGCAUCGUCUACGAGCCCGGCCCCUACAACCCCUCUGCCGUCCAGCACAACGCCUACAUGAAGGACGACCAGCGCAGCAGCCCAGACAGCUGCUACGAGGAGGAGCAGGAUAAGUACCACACAUCGUCAUUGGGCGCCAACGAGUUUGUCUACGAUCAACCGCCAGUGGACACCUUCCAGUACACACUGGACGCCACAAAAUCGCUGCGGCAGAAGCAGGGGGAAGGGCCUAUGACCUACCUGAACAAGGGGCAGUUCUACGCCAUCACCCUCAGUGAGACUGGCUCCAACAAGUGCCUGAGGCAUCCCAUCAGCAAAGUGAGGAGUGUGAUAAUGGUGGUCUUCAGUGAGGACAAGAACCGCGACGAGCAGCUGAAGUACUGGAAGUACUGGCACUCCCGGCAGCACACGGCCAAGCAGAGGGUCCUGGACAUCGCGGACUACAAAGAGAGCUUCAACACCAUUGGGAACAUUGAGGAAAUCGCAUACAACGCCAUCUCCUUCACCUGGGACGUGAACGAAGAAGCAAAGAUCUUCAUCACGGUGAAUUGCCUGAGCACGGACUUCUCCUCUCAGAAGGGGGUGAAAGGCCUCCCGCUCAUGAUCCAGAUCGACACCUACAGCUACAACAACCGCAGCAACAAGCCCCUCCACCGGGCCUACUGCCAGAUCAAGGUCUUCUGUGACAAGGGGGCCGAGAGGAAGAUCCGGGACGAGGAGAGGAAGCAGAUCCGCAAGAAGGUGAAAGGUCAAACGAGCUCAGCGCAGUAUGCUAAUGGGAAGGAUGGAGGCGUGGGGGUGGUGCCACUGCUGAAGAAGUGUGACCUCACCUACUUCAAAAACAUGACCGAUCUGGACUCUCAGCCAGUCCUCUUCAUCCCCGAUGUCCAUUUCGGGAACCUGCAGAGGGCGGGCCAGGUCUUUGCCUUCAACACCGAGGAGCUGGAGCGGGAUGGGAGUGUGCUGGUGAAGAGGAUGUUUAGGCCUGCUGAGGAAGACUACUGUCCCCCUCCAAAGCAGGCCAAAGUGGAAGUUCAUAAGAGAGUUCUCCUGUACGUGAGGAGGGAGUCGGACGAGGUGUUUGACGCUUUGAUGCUGAAGUCCCCCACCGUAAAGGGACUCAUGGAUGCAAUAUCGGAAAAAUACGCCAUACCUGUUGAGAGGAUGGCGAAAAUCUACAAGAAAAGCAAAAAAGGGAUUUUGGUCAACAUGGACGACAACAUCAUUGAGCACUACUCGAACGAGGACACGUUCAUCCUGAGCAUCGACAGUUUCACAGACGCCUACAAAAUCACGCUGGCCGAAAUCUGAGGGGCAUCGCGGGAGAACUGCGGGCGAACCCAGCGCUCAUCCUGCUCGCUCUGUCCUUCACGAGAGACCUUGGGAACCGACAACGGGUUAACAGCGAGGAGAAACCCAGCUCCCACAGCGGAGCAGACAUCUUCCAGAGGAAACGGACCUGACGUGUAAAUGCAGUCCUGUGCAGUGAACUCCGUUACUCGAGGAACUGAUCUAACCAUGUAAAUACAGUUCUGUCUAAUAUGCUCCGUUACUGAGGAAAUAGACCGAUUCUGUUCAAAUACAGUCCUCCUGGCCAGUAUACUGUGUUUGUGGGGAAAUGGACUUAAACUGUAAAUAUAAUACUGUCCAACAGACUGUAUUACCAAGGGGAAUAGGCCUAGCCUAUACAUACAGUCCAGACCAGUACUUGGCAUGUAUUAGUCUCAGCUAGAGAAGGGGUUUGAAUUUACAACAUUGCUCUGUUUGAUGGUAAACAGUACUGUUUUGGGUCCACGAUGACAGGUAGUAUCUUACGGAGAACAUGUUAUCACACCACACGAGUUUGUGAAGCCCUGCUGUGGGCCGCCACUAUUGUGUUUAUUCAGUGGCUGCGCAGCGCCAAAGGUUUUUGAGGACAUGUCCUCCAGCUAUGAUGCAACAGAGCCCCCUAGACGUGAACAGCAGAAUGACACGUCCUCCAGCUAUGAUGCAACAGAGCCCCCUAGAGGCGAACAGCAGAACUUUCGCAAUGAAUCGAGAGCAGUGUUCUUUGCUUCAAGUGGAUUCUACCACAGAAACACAAGGGGGGUGGAGCAAUUGAGGUGACCAAUAUGUGUUGCUGGGUGAGGUCACUGCAGUUGAGGCCCACCAGAGACUCCAGAUACUGGUUGACGAGCAUCCUGAGGACAUCACUGACUGUCAAAGUUAGAAAAUUGUUUAUUGCUUGGUUUGUGACUAAAAUGUCUCCCAUAUUAGUACUGUAUGAAAGGCCUUUUUCAUUACAGAUCAGGUAUGCCAUAAUGUGCUUCCCUAUGCUGAGUAUGAUUUUCAUAUUAAAGGAAUGCUAAUGUAAAAAAAAAGAAAUGAGAUUUUUAGGUGAUGUACAGAUGUUUGUUUUAUAUAUUUUUUUAACUCUAAAUACUGUAAACUGUAUGGACAGCUUAUUAGCAUGGUGUAAAAUACAUAAUGAAAUUGUGUGUGUGUGUGUGUGUGUGUGUGUGUGUGAGUGUCCUCACAGAGACCUGACCCGGUUAGCUGGCUCCAAAGGACACUCUGCACAGCUAGAACUCAACAGGCCUCGUUCCACUCCAGUAAUGUUCUAUUCAACAUUUAAGUUAAACAAUAUUUAUUACCGAUAAGCUGUUAAAGCUAGUAAACCACAAAAACAUCAGAAACUCCUGAUCAUCUACAAAGAUCAUCUACAUUUAAAAUGCAUUAUGGGUCGCAAGAAAGAGAAGUUUCUGUUAAUGAGAGGCCGGUAUUUUGAUUAGCUGCUUGCUGCUGCACUAGAAAGUAGAAGCGGCUCGCCUACUCAGUUUUUAUUUGGUGUAAAUUCUGUAUGUGAAAGUCCACCAUGUUUACUGUAAAGACCAGCAGUCAUCCCUCACAGUAAUAUGUUGAGUUUGUUUCUCCCGUUCUCUCUGUUGUUCAUUGUUAUAUUAUUCUUUAUAAUGUGGAACAUGCUACAGAGUCCAGGAGCAGAAUACUGUCAAGGGUAUUAUCAGUGUCGGAGUGUAUUAUACCGAAAACAUCAUCAGCCAGUCAUGCAGAAUAAUUUCCCCUCUCUGGAAGGGGGAGAGGGGACGUGUGUCUGUCUUUGGGUUUUUAUGCAUGUAUGUUUCUUACCUGACAGCUGAAUAAAUAAUUGUAAAGAAA